CCAAACACCCCUUAAUGGGUAAAAUCACCGUUAACGGAGGCAUCCAUGAUCCAUGGGAUGGUGGUGGUAAUGGCGGUAUAAUCGUAUAAUUGGAAGAGAUGACGGGUUAUGUAGAUGCUACUAGUUAUACACCUUAUUUCGCAGAUGCCCAACUUUUCUCUAAGACCCUUCUAACCCUAACCCUAACUGUAACCCUAUCUCUCUCGUUCGACGUCCGUUGUCUUCUGCUUUCAAGUUGGAAUCCGUUAAGCGUUUGCUAUUACCAUGGAAAGUUCUGGAGGUUUUAGCUUCAAUGAUAUGAAUCAAACCAUGAGGAAGAAAAGGAGUGAUCGACGCCCUCGGAAUGAUAUUCAACCAGAGAAUAACAACUCACCGUUGUCAUCUUCUCCACCUUCAAACAAUGGAAGCAAACGACCAAGCGAUGAUAGUGGUGGUCACGACACUAGUUAUCACAGGAAGAUACUUAAUCUGAACCAGUGCAAUUCAAGGGCUUCAUACACCAAUUCUGAACUUGAAACGCAGACCAGUAGUGAUGAUAAGGACACUGGGGUGGAUACUAGUGAAGUUUUUGCAUCAAACUAUAAAGACACAAAGUUUGAUGAUGGACAUAAUUCCGGAUCAUUGGAUGUGGAUUCAGAUGCAAAGGGAGUUGAUAAUGUAGUGAAGAAAGUAAAGCUUAAGGUUGGGGGUGUCAUACGAACUAUACAUGCAAAGCCUUCUAGUUUGAAGCCUCCACAUCGCCCAAAGCAGAAACAGAAUUCUCAGGAAAAUCCAAAUCCUCAAGAUACAGGCAGUGGGUUACGAGGGAUUCCAUGGAAGGAUUUCUCUAGAAGUGGUUUUUCUGUUGGAAAAACCUCUUCAUCAAAACGCCCAUCAACAGAAGAAAGCAUAUCUAAAAACCACAAUUCAGUUAACAACACAAAACGUGUGUCCAAAAAGCGCGUAUUAGAUGAUACCAAUGAUGAAGAUGAUGAUGAUGCUGAGUUGCGUUACCUUGCAAAGAUGAAGCUGAAAUCCACAAAAGUUAAUGAAGAAGAUGAAGGUGGAAGCAAGAAGCAUAGAAAGAUUUCAAGUGUUCUUAAAAUGGAAAGUCUUGGGUCAUCAAAAGUAGAAAAAGAAAAGAAAAAGCUGAAAUCUGAAGAUACUGAUUACACAGGGGAAGAACGUGCGUCUGCUGGUGAAGACUCUGGUAGAGAAAUGACUGUCACCACUCGCCGGAAAGCCCUUCAAUCCGGCAGAGAUGUCUCCGGCGACUUUGCCGCCAGUGUGGUUGAGUUCCCCAAUGGUUUACCGCCUGCACCACCUAGAAAGCAAAAAGAAAAAUUAUCUGAAGUAGAACAUCAACUUAAAAAAGCUGAGGCUGCUCAGCGUAGGAAAAUACAGGCUGCAAAGGCAGCACGUGAGUCCGAGGCUGAGGCCAUUAGGAAAAUAUUAGGUCAAGACUCCAGCAGAAAGAAGCGAGAAAUGAAACAGAAGCAGAGGCAAGAGGAGUUAGCCCAGGAGAGAACUUCAAAUUCUGCAACACUCCCAUCCAACACUGUUAGAUUGAUGAUUCGUCCCACUGGAACAGUUGUCACAUUUUCUGAUGAUAUUGGAUUGCCAAACAUUUUUGAAUCCAGGCCUUGCAGUUACCCUCCUCCACGGGAAAAGUGUGCGGGCCCAUCUUGUUCAAAGCCAUUUAAGUACAGAGAUUCAAGGUCAAAACUCCCGUUGUGCAGUCUCCAAUGCUACAAGGCAGUACAAGGGGCUGUUUAUUGAUUAGUAAUAUUUCAAACAAGUUCAAUAGAAACUUUUUGUGGAAUAAUCAUUGAUAUAUGACCAUUAGUCAUAUUUGCCUA
Messenger RNA from Lactuca sativa (garden lettuce), 1838 nucleotides. RefSeq lists its product as uncharacterized. Lineage: Eukaryota; Viridiplantae; Streptophyta; Magnoliopsida; Asterales; Asteraceae. The record is from RefSeq and is a predicted model, not a curated record. Gene Ontology annotation, biological process: chromatin remodeling. Gene Ontology annotation, cellular component: Ino80 complex.